Molecule: messenger RNA, 1461 nt
Organism: Dioscorea cayenensis subsp. rotundata (Guinea yam)
Lineage: Eukaryota; Viridiplantae; Streptophyta; Magnoliopsida; Dioscoreales; Dioscoreaceae
Product: cyclin-D4-1-like
Exons: 5
Coding region: 209-1249 (346 amino acids)
Biological process (GO): mitotic cell cycle phase transition; regulation of cyclin-dependent protein serine/threonine kinase activity
Cellular component (GO): cytoplasm; cyclin-dependent protein kinase holoenzyme complex; nucleus
Molecular function (GO): cyclin-dependent protein serine/threonine kinase regulator activity
Source: RefSeq, a predicted model, not a curated record
AAUUAUAAAUACAGCAAGAAACGCCCUCUUCUCCAGUCCACGCGAAACAUCUCAUCUUUCCACCUCUCAUUAGACUAAUAAGCUUCACAGUGCCCAACAAACACAUCACCAGAGAAAGUUGAAACAAAGAGAAAGAGAGAAAGACUGAGAGAGAGUGACAAAGGGCUCUUCUCCCACUCCAUGCGCCAAGACGCUGCCUUUCAAGCCAAUGGAUAUGGACCUCCUAUCCACCACCUCCACCCUCUACUGCGCCGAGGACGCCGACGACCUCGCCACCUGGGAUUCCGACGACUGGAUCGCACCCAAGUCUCUUGCUGCCACCGCACAUGAGGACACCACUCCUGCACUCAUUGCCGCCGAGCAAGUCUUCAUGCCCUCCCUGGAAUACCUCCACUCCUUCCACCCAACCGCCCGCAACGACGCCGUCUCUUGGAUUCUCAAGGUACACGAGUUCUACCGGUUCCGGCCAGUGACCGCAUCUCUCGCCGUCAACUACUUGGACCGCUUCCUCUCCUCUCAUUCCCUCCCGGAUGUGCAGGGACAAAGUGGGAAAGGGAGCGGCUCCGGUGACUGGCCGAUGCAACUGCUCUCCGUGGCAUGCUUGUCUGUGGCUGCCAAGAUGGAGGAGACGCACGUCCCACUCCUCGUCGAUCUCCAAAUCCUCGACCCCCGCUACGUGUUCGAGCCCCGCACCGUCCGCCGCAUGGAGCUCCUCCUCAUGGCGGCGCUCCACUGGCGCAUGCGCUCCGUCACUCCCUUCGACUUCCUCGAUCCCCUCUCCUCCCUCUUCUCCGCAGCCUACCGCCGCCCCCUCCUGUGCCGCGCCGCCGUCCUCGUCCUCCAGACUCAUCGCGUCGUCGAUUUUCUCGGUUUCCGGCCUUCCGUGAUCGCCUCCUCGGCGAUCUUCUCCGCUGCGCGCGAGUUCGCCGUUGAUGACGCCGAUCUACUCAAUUCGCUCGGCGAUUUGUUCAGUAAGGAAAUGGUGGAAGUGUGCUGCCAGCUAAUGGACGAGUACUUGAUCGACACGUGUCCUUCAGCUCAGAGCCGAAAGCCGUGGCUGGAGCCGUCUGCUCCGCCGAGCCCCAUUGGCGUUCUUGACGCCGCCGCGUGCGGGAGCUGCGACACAAACAGAUCUCUUCCCGGCGCAGCUCCAGCCGAGCCGCCGAUUAAGCGGCGUCGGCUCCGCGAUGGCCAUUGUACAGCAAGUAUAGAUACAAGCGACGACGGUGUCGGUAUAAGCCCCGUUUAAACCAUGACCCGAACCCGAAUCCGAAUUCUCGUUCAGCGAUCAUCUCUCUUAACUUUUAAAGCGGAUUUUGGGUUCGGGUGCGAGUAGCCAGGCUCGACUUUUUUUUGUCCCCUCUUGCCUAAUUUUUAAUAUAUUUUUAUAUAUAUAUAUAUAUUUUAUUUUUUUUGAUAAUUAUGUUAUCUAAAUUACUUCCCUAAAUUUUGUUGUUAUUA